Truncatella angustata is the source of this 1278-nucleotide messenger RNA. RefSeq lists its product as uncharacterized. The coding region runs from base 1 to 1278 and encodes 425 amino acids. NCBI's taxonomy places the organism in Eukaryota, Fungi, Ascomycota, Sordariomycetes, Amphisphaeriales, Sporocadaceae. The record is from RefSeq and is a predicted model, not a curated record. The transcript has 2 exons. Gene Ontology annotation, molecular function: FAD binding; monooxygenase activity.
AUGGGCGACCUAGCACGAGGGCUUGAUAUCAUCAUACUUGGUGGUGGAAUAGCUGGCCUCACAACAGCUCUCGCUCUCACGAAAUUUGCUCCAGACGAUUCUAUCCCCAAUAUUCAGAUCUUCGAGGUUAGGCCAGAACCCGCGACGAUUGGCGGCGCAGUAAAUCUCACGCCCAACGCGCUCCGUAUGUUGGAUCACCUUGGGGCAUAUGAGGUCAUUAAAAAUCGAGGCUACGGAAAGGAUAUAGAUGAGCUAGAAGUCUACGAUAUAUAUUCGACUAAGCUCGCUGUAUCCAGCUUCAAAGGCACCCAUGGUAAAGGCAUUGGCAGCCCUCCAUACAAGGCGCUUCGUAUCACGAGAGGUGACGCGCUGAAGGCAGUACUGGAAGUCAUUGAGCAGCAAAGCAAUAUUACCCUGACAUGUGGCAAAAAGACAGUCGAUAUUCAAGAGACCCCUGACGAUGUGACCAUCACAUUUGACGACGGGACCCCGUGCACUGCUGAUAUCCUCAUGGGUUGUGACGGUAUUCACUCUGUCACCCGACUGAAACAUGUUGAUCCUGAACGCAAAGAGACGUACACUGGGGUUUGCAAUGCUUUCGGCUUCGCCGCUAUUGAAAAGGGGUUUCCUGUUCAUUUUGAUUGCACAGCCAUCAACUUCGCCCGGCGGGGAAUGCUUCUCACUAGUUACCACAGUCCGGAGAUGGAUUCCGUAUACGUCGGCGCUUUGAUUCAAGUUGCCGACAUUGGUUCGCGUGAUGGGUGGAAACAGGUUGGUGGAGAUGCGGAGAAGACCAGAGCAGAGCUACUGAGCCGAUUUGGCGAUGCGAAUGUUUCCUGUAUCAACACUCUUAUUAGGUUGGCGAAAGACUUCUACUUGUGGCCAGUUUUCACGUUGUCGAAAGACGGACGAUGGUCGACCGAUCGGUGUAUGCUAUUGGGUGACGCAGCACAUGCAAUGCCGCCUCAGGGCGAGAGCACAGGCAUUGUCUUCGAAGACACUGUGAUCUUUGCGCGUUGUCUGACCAAAUGGGUUGAGAAAGGCAUGCCGGGUGGCAAUCCCAAAGAAGCAUUCGAAGCUUACGAAACUAUGAGGAAACCUCGAAUCGCGACAGCUUUUGAUGAGUCUCAAAGUGUUCUUCGAACCGUUUCCGACGCCGGAUGGUUUGGUCAUAAGCUCAAGACUUACAUCGUGCCAUGGUAUCUCUGGUACACCAGAUCAUACCGUGAAAAGCACUUCAUCGAAGAUGUGACGACGAGUAAGCUGAAUUACUGCUAG